CGAAGCCACUGGAACGCUGGAGAGAGAGGUGAGUGGCACAUGUACGCUUAGCCCCGUUAACUCGAAAUUACAGACACGUCCCUCGGUAACUGGAGUGGGAGAAGCGGCGGAGGAGCCGAGACGAGAUUUGCGUCCGUUUGGUUCGGCUCGGGUUCGCGGCCGGAGAGAUGCUCCCGUGGGCGACGGCGGCGGAGGCGGAGGCCGCGCUGGGGCGGGCCAUGACCCCAGCGGAGGCGCUUUGGUUCCGGUACACGGCGGCGGCGCCGGACUACUACCUCUACUGCCUCAACAUCCUCUUCCUCCUCGUCGUCUUCACGCUCGCGCCGCUCCCUGUCGCGCUCCUCGAGCUCCGCGCGCCGCGGGCCGUCGAGCCCUACAAGCUGCAGCCGCGGGUGCGGCUCUCGCGGGCCGAAUUCCUCAAGUGCUACGGGGACGUGAUGCGCAUCUUCUUCCUCGUCAUCGGCCCGCUCCAGCUCGUCUCCUACCCCGCCGUCAAGAUGGUGGGAAUUCACACGGGGUUGCCACUGCCGUCUCUUGGGGAGAUGGCGGCGCAACUGACGGUGUACUUCCUGGUUGAGGACUACCUCAACUAUUGGAUCCACAGGCUGCUGCACGGGGAGUGGGGCUACGAGAAGAUCCAUCGGAUCCACCAUGAGUACACGGCGCCCAUUGGCUUUGCCGCGCCGUACGCACACUGGGCAGAGGUGCUCAUACUUGGCAUUCCCUCCUUUGCUGGGCCUGCCAUUGCUCCAGGUCACAUGAUCACUUUCUGGCUCUGGAUUAUGCUACGCCAGAUGGAGGCCAUCGAUACGCACAGCGGCUUUGAUUUCCCAUUCAGCCUGACAAAGUAUAUUCCGUUCUAUGGAGGAGCAGAAUACCAUGAUUAUCAUCACUAUGUUGGAGGACAAAGCCAGAGCAAUUUUGCUUCUGUUUUCACGUAUUGUGAUUAUCUAUAUGGAACGGACAAGGGUUACAGAUUCCAUAAGGCUUACCUAGCGAAGUUAAAGGACCUGGCGCCAAGCUACAGUGAGAAAGAAGGUGCCAACGGAUUCAGUUACGCGAAGUUGGAUUAGAUGGCCCAGUAGGUCCAGUAUAAGGGCACCCUCAGUCCCUCAGUGAUGAACUUGUUCAGUAUGUCAUUGUGAAAUGGGAGAUAUGUUGAGUAGUUUGGGCAUGUGCAGUGUUCUGAUUUUUCUGUCCUGUGAUUGUUUUUUUGUUUGCUAGUGCCUAGUGUUCGUGAAAAUCCGUGGAACUUGCUACGCUGGCAAAUAAUAUUUUUUCAGAUAGCCUGAGUUGAUUCAUCCAGGCCGAAGGAUGUCCAUGGGCUCAAUAAAAAAAGCGUCACUGCAAUCACUUGUCC
Messenger RNA from Brachypodium distachyon (stiff brome), 1360 nucleotides. Its product is annotated as methylsterol monooxygenase 1-1. The record is from RefSeq and is a predicted model, not a curated record. NCBI's taxonomy places the organism in Eukaryota, Viridiplantae, Streptophyta, Magnoliopsida, Poales, Poaceae. Bases 168 to 1073 code for a protein of 301 amino acids. Gene Ontology annotation, biological process: sterol biosynthetic process. The transcript is spliced from 5 exons. Gene Ontology annotation, molecular function: iron ion binding; C-4 methylsterol oxidase activity.